AUGCUCUUUGCCACCACCAAAUUCACCAUCUUCCUUGCCCUCUCCUCCAUUUCUGGUUGCUCUGCUGAAGGAAUCAGGGGCACCAACAGAAAGCUCAACCAGCCCAACCCCAACAUUCAAUAUGGCAACCCCGCCCUUGGCCCCAGGAUCAACUGUGACCGGGAGCUCACCAUGGAAAUUACUUGCCGGGAUUGUGACUUUGAAACUAACACUGCUAGGUCUGGCGUGACACAGUCAGAAGCCACAUUGGAUGUUCAAGUCAGGACCCUAAGUGAUAAGAGCUGGAAGUUGAAAAGGACCACCAUGUACACCAACUUUCCUUUCUUUGAGGAUAUGCUGGUGACUGGCACAUCCCGCAACGCAGCCCCUUCCACUCCCAUCCACAACACUUGGUCCUUGGAGCUUGCUACUCUAAAUGAUCCCAAGCACUUGCUAGCCUUGGCCACUGCCACUUUAGAGGACCAGGAUAGUGGUUUCGAAUGUGUCGUCAGCCAGGUCUUUGACUCUAUGGUUUCUCCCUUCAACACUCUUCUGGAAGCUCCUUCUUCUGCUCCUUCUUCAGCACCCUCAUCAUCCUUUGAUGACAGAAAACUCAGCCAGCUCAACCCCAACAUCCAAUAUGUCAACCCUGCACUUGGUCCAAGGAUCAACUGCGAUCAAGAGCUCACCAUGGAAAUUACUUGCCAAGACUGUGCCUUUGAAACUAACACUGCUAGGUCUGGUGUGGAACAGUCCGAAGCCACUUUGGAUGUUCAGGUCAGGACCUUGACGGACAAGAGCUGGCAAUUAAAGAGGACCACCAUAUACACCAACCUUCCCUUCUUUGAGGAUACUCAGGUGAUGGGAACUUCCCGCAGUGCUGCCCCUUCCACUCCUGUCCUCGACACGUGGUCCUUGGAGCUCAAUACUCUAGACAAUCCCAAGCACUUGCUAGCCUUGGCCACUGCCACCUUGGAGGACCAGGAUAGUGGUGUUGAGUGUGUUGUCAGCCAGGUCUUUGACUCUAUGGUUUCCCCUUUCAACACUAUCCUGGAAGCUCCUUCUUCUGCUCCUUCUUCAGUCCCCUCGUCUGACAGUGGCAUGAGGAUGACCCCUUCGGAAAUGAACCCCUAA
This is a messenger RNA of Seminavis robusta, 1113 nucleotides long. NCBI's taxonomy places the organism in Eukaryota, Bacillariophyta, Bacillariophyceae, Naviculales, Naviculaceae. The record is from the annotation of a GenBank genome assembly.